Messenger RNA from Thunnus maccoyii (southern bluefin tuna), 1931 nucleotides. RefSeq names its product lactamase, beta (gene lactb). The transcript has 6 exons. Bases 158 to 1804 code for a protein of 548 amino acids. NCBI's taxonomy places the organism in Eukaryota, Metazoa, Chordata, Actinopteri, Scombriformes, Scombridae. The record is from RefSeq and is a predicted model, not a curated record.
UCCAUCUCAGACGCUCCUCCCUCGCUCGAUGUUUUCUGAAUCGUAAUUUGAUUAAUUUGGUCUGGCUCGAUGGUGCAAACGGGAAGCAAUUUGUUGUUAAACUCAACAAGCAGACAAGGGACUGUUACCGCCAGCAAAAGGAGCAAUAUUUCCAACAAUGUCACGGUUGUUUAUGCCAAAUCGUUUCUGUGCCAAAUGUACCCUGCUGCCAACGCGCGAGCCGGCUUUGUUGACACUGCGAGCCGGAGCGCGAGUCAAACAGCAGCAGGCAGAUAAACGGGGUGUUUUUAUCCAACAACAAAGACAUUAUGUCGGAGGGUCAAACACAGCCUUUUCUAAAUACAGAUCAAAGUCCAGGAUAUGGCUGUGUGGGGUCGGUGUGGGGAUUGCUUUGGCUGUCGGACUGAAAUACCGCGCAGACACAGCGAGUAGUUCCUGUGAUGAUAAAGUGACAGUUUCACAGAGGACUGAUCGGUACAGCGCUGCCAUUAAAGUGAGCAGAGACCUUGUGGAGCGGAUACAGGUAGGCAUAGAGGCUGAGGUCGGGGCUCCAGGGCUGGUGGUUGGGGUCUCUGUGGAUGGUGCUCAGAUCUGGAGUGAAGGGUUCGGUUAUGCUGAUUUGGAGAAUCGUGUGCCAUGCAGACCAGAAACCGUGAUGCGAAUCGCCAGCAUCAGUAAGCCCCUCACAUCUGCAGCUGCUGCACGACUGUGUGAGGAGGGAAAACUAGAUCUUGACGUCCCAGUCCAGAAAUAUGUCCCUGAGUUUCCCCAAAAACAGUUUGAUGGACAGCAUGUCACAAUAACCCCUCGUAUGAUUCUGUCCCACCUAAGCGGUAUACGGCAUUACGAGAAGGAUGCAAAGAAAGUGAGGGAGGACAAGGAGAAAGCCAAGCGACUUUUGAAGCCACCUGUGAAAGAGAAAGAUGAUGAAAAGAACUCGUCUGAAAACAAAGAGAAACCCACAAAAGAACAGAACACAAAAGGCAAAGAAGCCACCCAGGCUCAGAAGAAAAAAGAGUUUGAGCACGAAGAGUACUACUUAAAGGACAACUUUGAAAGUGUCACUCAGGCCUUGGACCUCUUCAAGGAUGACCCACUCAUUUUCAAACCUGGCACUACUUUUCUCUACUCCACCCAUGCCUUCACCCUACUUAGUGCUGUUAUGGAGCAGGCUGCCGGCCAGCGCUUCCUGGAUCUUAUGAUGAACAUGUUCCGUGAAGUGGGAAUGCUCAAUACUGUGCCUGAUGAGAAUGAACCUAUUAUUUACCACCGUUCCAGAUUUUAUCAUCUCAACAAGAGAGGACGUGUUGUGAACUGCCCAUACGUAGACAACUCUUACAAGUGGGCGGGAGGCGGCUUCCUUUCCACUGUGGGAGACCUGCUGCUGUUUGGUAACGCUCUACUCUACAGCUACCAGGUGGCCCACCUGAAGGACACUGAAGGUUUGCUGCCAGGCUUCCUCAAACCCAAAACCGCCCUGGAUCUCUGGGCAGCAGUUGACAGGACAGAGGCCAGCUGGGAUAAGGAUGGACGGUAUGCCCAAGGCUGGCUGGUAGUGGAGGAACUGCAGAAAUACGGCCAGUGCAGGAAGCGCAGGCACUAUGUGUCGCACACAGGAGGCGCUGUGGGGGCUAGCAGUGUCCUCCUGGUGUUACCCAGUGAAGAGACAGCCCAGUGCCAUGGACAGACCCCCCUCCUCCCACAAGGGGUAGUGGUCACCAUCAUCACUAACAUGCAGUCUGUGGGACUCAACAGCACAGCGCUGAAAAUUGCACAUGAGUUUGACAAAGCCAGAAGCCUGUAAGAGUAAGUUGUUUACAGAAAUGUGUGAGUCACACAGAAAACUUUUAGAUAAAACUUGUGAUGUUUGAUACAGUUUUAAAUAUGUCUGCAGGAUGUUUUAGAAAAUCAAAUAAAUCUUUUAACAUGUA